Molecule: messenger RNA, 1059 nt
Organism: Onychostoma macrolepis
Lineage: Eukaryota; Metazoa; Chordata; Actinopteri; Cypriniformes; Cyprinidae
Product: apolipoprotein L3-like
Exons: 3
Coding region: 91-939 (282 amino acids)
Biological process (GO): lipid transport; lipoprotein metabolic process
Cellular component (GO): extracellular region; membrane
Molecular function (GO): lipid binding
Source: RefSeq, a predicted model, not a curated record
ACAAGGGGAGUGCAGUGGACUAUUGUGAAGAGCUCGGAGACACAAGGUGAUCUGGACUUGGAGAGGAUUGAACAGAACUGACCAGUCAAGAUGUCUAAGAAGGAACUUGAAGCUCUUAAUGAUGAACUGCAGAGAAGCAUCAAGGAACUGAACUCAGGAUUUGACGAAAAGUUUCCAACACUCAAUCGUAAAAUAAAGGAGCUGAAUGACGUCACUGAUGAACUGCAAUCCAUGCACAAGGCCACAACGGUGGGCAGUUUGUCAGGAGGCGUAAUAGGAGCAGCAGCAGGAAUCACAGCACUAGUGGGUUUGUUUUUGGCCCCGUUGACAUUUGGUGCUUCGUUAGCUGUUGCAGGAGUUGGAACAGGUGCAUUAGUGACAAGUACAACAUGUACCGUCACCAACAUGAUCAAGCAGAAAAACCUACGUCAGACUAUUAAGAAGAUCACGGAAGAUUUCCUGAAUAUAAUCAAGCCAUUAAUUAAGCAUAUAAAGACGAUUUCUGACAUCAUAGAAGAGAUUCAGAAGAAGGAGUGGGUUUCUGAAUCAGAUAUCACACUCCCGACAACUGUGGGCACUUUGGAAACUCUUUUAGGCAUUUCAUCAAUUGCAAUCGAAUUACAAAUGGCUAAAAUUGAGAAUGUGGCCACAAGAACGGCCAGAGCUCUCAGAGUGGCUGGGAAAAUAACUAGUGGACUCUCGUUUCUGUUGCUUCCUUUUGAUGUAUUUAGCAUUUAUCAAGAUUCGACUGAGAUCUCUGAAAUGAAUCAAGUAGCAGACAAGAAAAAAGUGGAAGAAAUCCAGUCAAACACUUUGAAAUUUAUUCAUCAGGCGAGAGAAACAGCUGCUUUAUUUCAGGAGACUCUGGAUGAAAUUGAAAGUGCCAGAGACACAAUUAACAGAGAACCAUGUGUGCAGUGUGGUGGGAUGCAUGUAUAAUGGACACCACGAGUUGCAUCUAUGUGUGUCUCAUCCACAGGUGUUGAAAACUAACACUGAAGCAGUUUAUAAUUUACAUGUUUUUAAAUAAUUUAUAUAGUUUAUCAUUUUCAACAUAAU